CAUUGGAUAUAUUAUAAUAAUUUGCAUUCAGUCUGCGAAAAGCAACGGCAUAAUUCAAGAUGAAAUCACACGUUUUGAUGUUUGUUGUUGUCAUGGCAACGGUGGUAGUGGUUACCCCAUCACCGGUAGAUGAAAAUAAGCCGUUUGAUUGCCCACCAAAUGAAGAGUACCACAAAUGUUCUGAUGCUGUUUGCCAACAGACUUGCGCAAAUUUAUUCGAAAGACGUCUUUGUAUUCCAAUUGACGAUUGCUAUAAACCUACUUGUUUAUGUUUACCCGGUUAUUUAAGAGGUUACAACGGAAAUUGUAUCCCCAAAGAAGACUGCAUGAAACUAGUGUUGCCCGUCUCUCAUUGAUUUUUUGAACUUUGUUAAACUCUGAUAAAAGACGAACAGUAAUUCAUCAAUUACUAUAAGAAUAAUAAAAUAACGAAAUAAAA
This is a messenger RNA of Papilio xuthus (Asian swallowtail), 439 nucleotides long. RefSeq names its product allergen Api m 6-like. The record is from RefSeq and is a predicted model, not a curated record. The transcript is spliced from 2 exons. Lineage: Eukaryota; Metazoa; Arthropoda; Insecta; Lepidoptera; Papilionidae. Bases 60 to 356 code for a protein of 98 amino acids.